Messenger RNA from Serinus canaria (Common canary), 377 nucleotides. RefSeq names its product dromaiocalcin-1-like. The transcript has 4 exons. The coding region runs from base 1 to 369 and encodes 122 amino acids. NCBI's taxonomy places the organism in Eukaryota, Metazoa, Chordata, Aves, Passeriformes, Fringillidae. Gene Ontology annotation, molecular function: signaling receptor activity. The record is from RefSeq and is a predicted model, not a curated record.
AUGGGGGCGUGGUGCCAGGCCACCCGCGGGGGCCACCUGGCGUCGUUGCACAGCCCCGAGGAGCACCGGGCGCUCGCCGCCUUCCUCGCCCGGCGGCCGCGGCGGGGAGAGGACGACGAGGAGGGGGAGAAGGAGCGGGAGCGGGAGAGGGAGAGGGAGAAGGAGGAGAACGUCUGGAUCGGGCUGCACCGGCGGCGCCAGGGCUGGCUCUGGGCUGACGGGUCCCCGCGGCACUACUGGGCCUGGGAGGGGGACGAUGGCCCCAAGGGACAUCCCUGCAUCGCCCUGGAGGACUCGGCAGGGUUCAUGGCCUGGGAGGGCGAGGCCUGUGGGGAGCGCAAGCCCUUCAUCUGCAAAUACCCGGCCUAGGGGGGGCC